AUGACUGGAGGCAAAAUUGAAAAUUCCUACUCGGUUAUUGCAAGAGACUAUCUCUAUCCAGUCGGUCAUGAGUUAUUUUUUGGUUUCCAUGCGCGUGACAUCGAGAAAGUGGAAGAAGCUUUUGAAGACGAUGGAGAUGUGAAUUAUUCCGAGAACAUAACCAGAGAUGCGGGUAUGUUUAGCAUAUCAAAUGAUAUUGAUGCUAAUUACUCCGAAACCGAGGAUUCGGACGAUCCAAACACCAUACAGGUUGUUUGUGAUGCUGUUGCUCUAUAUGACUUUGAACCUUUGCAUGAGAAUGAACUGGGCGUCUCCGAGGGUCAGACAGUAUGCAUCCUAUCAGAAGUUAGUCAUGGUUGGCUAGUUGCAUACGAUGAGCUUUCAGGAAAAAGCGGUCUUGUCCCGGAGUCUUACGUUAAUUUGAUCCAGUAA
Schizosaccharomyces osmophilus is the source of this 432-nucleotide messenger RNA. RefSeq names its product protein kinase activator Skb5 (gene skb5). Gene Ontology annotation, molecular function: protein binding. The coding region runs from base 1 to 432 and encodes 143 amino acids. The transcript has a single exon. The record is from RefSeq and is a predicted model, not a curated record. Lineage: Eukaryota; Fungi; Ascomycota; Schizosaccharomycetes; Schizosaccharomycetales; Schizosaccharomycetaceae.